AUCCAAAGACGUAUGGACGGAACGAUGAACUUUUUUAGGAACUGGACGGAUUAUCGGAUGGGGUUUGGCAACGAAAGGGGAGAAUUCUGGAUCGGCAAUGAUAGGCUUUACGAAUUAACGUCCAAAAACAAGUACAAAUUACUCGUGGUUCUGGAAGAUUUUGAAAGUGUUGUACGCUGUGCGUUGUACAGCACUUUCAGCGUUGGUCCCCCGGAGUCCAAUUACAAACUGACUGUUGGAGGCUACUCAGGAGAUGCAGGCGACUCCUUGAGCCAGCAUGACAGCGGCCAGUUCAGCACCUACGAUGCAGAUCACGACACGAACAACGAGAAUUGUGCGGCGUACUUCAAGGGGGGCUGGUGGUACAUGAACUGCCACCAUUCCAAUCUUAAUGGUCUUUACUUGCGAGGCAACCUGGAAAGCAUCGGCGUCGGAGUCAGCUGGUCCACAUUCCAGGGCAACCAAUAUUCUCUUAAAUUCACUGAAAUGAAAAUGGCCGUCGUGUGA
Molecule: messenger RNA, 507 nt
Organism: Helobdella robusta
Lineage: Eukaryota; Metazoa; Annelida; Clitellata; Rhynchobdellida; Glossiphoniidae
Exons: 3
Source: RefSeq, a predicted model, not a curated record